AGAUAUUGUUAUGCAACAGCUGAUUCCUUGAAAGUGUUGGAUAAAUGGACCAAAAAUCCAGACUUUAUGUCAUUUUUUCCAAUCGUGUCACUUUGAUUACCUUCCUUUAAAUUGCUUAAUUCGCUUCUUCUUCUUCUUCUUCUUCUGCGGCAAGCAAAACAGAGAAUCAACUUCACUUAAGACUAGAGAAAGAAGAUGAUGAAGAUGACAUGGAAAAAUCAGAGCGAAAAGAAACCUAAUAAUAAGAGACCCAUUACCCCUCUUUCCCAAAACCUCCCUUUCGAAGUUGAAAAUCCUACUCACGAUUUCACUGUCGAAGCCGUGUCGGAGAGUAACUUAAUUUCUCAUACUAAUGGAGAUGAUGAUACAAUAAAGCUUGUGGAAUCCUUUCAAGAACUAGGAAAUAAGCUUGCUGAGGAUGGGAAAUAUCGUGAAGCACUUGGGAAGUGGGAAGCUGCAAUACUUUUGAUGCCAGAUCGUGCAAUUCUGCAUGAACAGAAGGCUCAAAUUUUGCUUGAACUUGGAGAAACAUGGAAUGCGCUAAAAGCUGCUACUCGUGCAACUGGAUUGGAACCAAGCUGGGCUGAGGCGUGGAUCACCCUUGGUAGAGCACAGCUGAAUUAUGGUGAGCCUGACAGUGCUAUCGAAAGCUUAGACAAAGCACUAGCCAUCAAGCCGGAUUCUGCUGAGGUGCGUAAUGACCGACAAGCGGCCUUGCAUCAUAUUCAGAGGAGAAAACAGUUACAGACAUCAGGUUUGAGCAUGAACCAAAACCGUUUUGCUGUAGUAGACAAAUCUGAGAGCGGUUGAAGGUUUGAAAAUGUAGCGGUAAAACACUGGAGGCUAGGGAACAUGUACUGCUUCCAUAAUGAUGGGCUUGACCCGCACAUAUGACUUCGAGUCAUUGUUGCUUAAAAUACUGGUGCAGCAACAGCAAGAAUUUUCUGUGUGCGCUUCUCAGCGAGGAGAGAAGUCAGAAGCUUGUUUACAAAGAUAAAACUCGAUGCCCCCCACUGAAAUGUAUACCUUCACUACAGAUGUGCUGCUAUGUAGUCUUUUGACCUCUAAUCUAGAGUUACUUCGUUGUUCUGUUUUUAGUAAAAAGAAUUCAGAUUAGUAACUUUCUGUUGAGCAAAUCAAACUGACAUUAUUACAUUUACAAGUGCAUUUCAAAGAUCCUUGCCACUGGAGGAGUUUGUUUUAGAAUGGUGAUGGUUCAUUAACUGUACCUUUGUUCUUUUUUGA
Molecule: messenger RNA, 1245 nt
Organism: Nicotiana tabacum (common tobacco)
Lineage: Eukaryota; Viridiplantae; Streptophyta; Magnoliopsida; Solanales; Solanaceae
Molecular function (GO): protein binding
Source: RefSeq, a predicted model, not a curated record